UUCCACUCCACUCCGUGCGCCCCCAACCACGCCGCACACUUCCGCGGCCUCCAAAAUCCAACCCCCUGACCGCCGCCGGCGGCGAUGCUCCUCUGCCACCGCAUCCUCCCGCGCCUCCUCUCCCUCCCCUCCAGCCCCGCCUCGAAACUCCUCAUCCGCCCCUCCCGCUUCCCACCUCGCCGUCCCUUCCUGCCUCGCUGCGCUGCGCUCUCUCAGCUCGCGGCCCCCCAAUCUGCAGACCACUCCGACGCCGAAGAAUCUGCUGACCACUUCGAUGCCGAAGAGCCCCAGGAGCCCCAGGAGCCGCAGGAGGUGCAGGUAAAGCUCCCCCUCGACCGGCUCUUCCUGCCACCGGGGGCGAGCGUGACCCCGGGGGACGAGGAGGUCGUGACCGCGCGGGUCCUCAAGGGCUCCAACAUCGUGUUGGGCACGUACGCGCGGGGCGAUGCGCAGGUGGUUAACGCGGAUUUCAUAAAGAGCAGCGUGCGACCGGAUGACUGCCCCAGGGAUGGUCUGCCCGAAUUUGCGCUCGUCGGUCGCUCCAACGUCGGCAAGUCGUCGUUGCUCAACUCGCUCGUCCGCCGCAAGCGCCUGGCGCUCACCUCCAAGAAGCCUGGCAAGACCCAGUGUAUCAAUCAUUUCAAAAUAAAUGACAGUUGGUACCUUGUUGACUUGCCUGGUUACGGAUAUGCUUCAGCACCACAAGUAGCUCGUAAAGAUUGGGAUGAAUUUACUAGAAAUUACUUCCUCAGCAGGGAUAAUUUGGUGUCAGUUUUUCUCCUUAUAGAUGCAAGUAUUCCUGCUAAGAAGAUUGAUCUUGACUAUGCUAGUUGGCUUGGGCAAAAUAAGGUCCCAAUGACCCUGGUGUUCACAAAGUGCGACAAGCGUAAGAAGAAGAAAAACGGCGGCAAGAGACCGGAAGAAAACGUAGAAUGCUUCCAGAACCUGAUACGCGAAUACUUCGAGGCGGCGCCUCCGUGGAUAAUGACGAGCAGCGUAACGAACCAAGGCAGAGACGAGAUACUUCUGCACAUGUCUCAGCUCAGAAACUAUUGGCGCAAGCAUUAGGAGGAGGGAUAACAAGAAUAGGACUGAAACAACAGUAAACUGCAUGCGAGCGGGGCAACCCCUGCUACGGCUUGAUGCAUCAGCACCUUUGCAAUCAGGGUUUCACCAACCAAUUCGCCUUUUGAGCUGUUGAUUGCCCUCUGGUACGUGAUGAUCACUCAAUCAACAACAGGCGGACCGGGAAUACAGACAAGCUGCUGAAAUCAACCACCCUGUUUUUUUCUUCUUCUAUAUUUGUAUAACCGUACAGACAAUCUCAACGUUUUGUCUUUGUUACUUUCUGAUUAUAAGAUUGCGGCGUCCUGUAUGUAGUAGAUUAAAGAAACAACUGUGUCAGCUAAUCAUCAUCGGGAAUCCCACACGUUUGUUUGUUA
Molecule: messenger RNA, 1442 nt
Organism: Hordeum vulgare subsp. vulgare (domesticated barley)
Lineage: Eukaryota; Viridiplantae; Streptophyta; Magnoliopsida; Poales; Poaceae
Product: GTP-binding protein At2g22870
Exons: 4
Coding region: 85-1068 (327 amino acids)
Molecular function (GO): GTP binding
Source: RefSeq, a predicted model, not a curated record